This is a messenger RNA of Chiroxiphia lanceolata (lance-tailed manakin), 961 nucleotides long. RefSeq names its product zinc finger HIT-type containing 6 (gene ZNHIT6). The coding region runs from base 23 to 880 and encodes 285 amino acids. NCBI's taxonomy places the organism in Eukaryota, Metazoa, Chordata, Aves, Passeriformes, Pipridae. The transcript is spliced from 10 exons. Gene Ontology annotation, biological process: snoRNA localization; maturation of LSU-rRNA from tricistronic rRNA transcript (SSU-rRNA, 5.8S rRNA, LSU-rRNA); box C/D snoRNP assembly. Gene Ontology annotation, cellular component: nucleus; pre-snoRNP complex. The record is from RefSeq and is a predicted model, not a curated record.
GCGCGGGGCCGGUGUCGCGGCCAUGGCGGAGCGGGCCGGGGGCGGCGCGGGCAGCGGGAAGAUGUCCCUGCACAGAUGUGAAACCUGUAGCAAAGAAGAAGCUAAAUACAGAUGUCCACGAUGCAUGAAAUAUUCGUGCAGUCUGUUGUGUGUAAAGAAACAUAAGCUUGCACUGAGCUGUAACGGAGUCAGGGAUAAAACAGCAUUUGUCUCUGUAAAUGAAUUUACUGACUUGAACCUUUUGAGUGAUUAUCGUUUCCUGGAAGAUGUAGGAAGGACAGCUGAUGCUGCUGCUCGACAUUGCACUGUGCAUAGUCCAGCAACAAAAAGACUUUUACAGUGUUUGAGAAACAAAGCUCGAGGGUGUAAUAUUGAGCUGAAAACACUCCCUGUGGGAUUUACAAAAAGAAGAGAAAAUUCAACCACGUUCAAUUCCAUGGAGAACAAGUUCUACUGGCAUUUGAAGCUCGUAUUUCCUCACUGUCAUGCUGAGUACACUUUAAAACGGGUGCCUGAUGAUAAAACACUCACUGAUAUCCUAAAGCCGUACAUUGAUCCAGUGGAGUCGGAUCCUGUAGUUUGUCAGAGAUUAAAAAUCUAUACAGCAUCUCCUCAGUCAGAUGUACAAAUUUUAAUGAAAAUAGAAAACAGGAGCCGAAACUCUGUCAGGUACAAUGAACUGGAUGCCAGUAGAAGCCUCUUAGACAAUUUGAAAGGCAAAGUAAUAAUUGAGUAUCCAACAUUAUUUGUGGUCUUGAAAACACUGAAGAAUGACAUGGUGGUUCUCGGCAAAGAUGGCAGUGAACCUGUAGAGAACUCGGACAGUGAAAGUUCAUCUAUUUCAUCUAUGGAGGAAGGGGAAAUUCGGGACAGUUCAUGACGGUGCUUUGAGAGGAGAGGGUGGAAUGAGCUUUUUGGGUUUUUUAAUUAUUUAAUUAAAUGAUUUUUUUAUACAACUGAA